CACUACUAUAUAACAAAUAAUUUGAGAAAAUGUCAUGUAGAGAUUGGGGCGAACUUGAGCUCAGUUUGAAGCAUUGUAGCUCAGUUGAAGAACUAAAGCAAUGCCUUGAAGAGCUUCAAUCACUAUUCUUUGUCGUUUCUUCAAGUACUUCUAAUCUUACUGAUGCAGAAAAACUUACUAUUUGUCAGUCCACUGGAAUUCAGCAAGAACUGAUAUUUAAUGUGCCCUCUACAGAUCAGCAGUCAAGUUUUGUUAUAAAGUUCUCCCGAUAUCUGAGGAUUCUUUUGGAGGAUGUUGCUAUAAAAUGGCUUUCACAGAUAAGUGAGAAUGAGAAAAAGAAACUUUAUUACUCUAAUUUUAUAUAUGGCCCAGUAUUGGAUUGUUUUCUAACAAUAUUAUCAUCUCUAAAACAAGGUAAACAUUUGAAAGUCAUACAGGCAUGUUAUGAUGUUCUAAAACAAUUUGUUAGUGUUGGAAGAUUGCAACAACUAAUUGUUGAAAAGUCCCUUGCCAGAUCUAAUGUUGAAAUAGAGUCAUUGGCUACUCAUCUCUGCAAUAUUCCUGAAUGUAUUGACAAUAAAAUGAACUUAUUGAACACCCAUGACAUGUUUGAGAAGAGCAAUUAUAUUGUAGUUUUGAUGCAAAAUAUCCUUGGAGCACUGGAGCGAUUACAGCAUCAGUCUUCUGUCAAGUAUGACUUCGUGGGGAAACUUGUUGGCAAAUUAGCAAUUCUUGGAGAUAAGAAUGUGGUUGUGCAGUGCUUGUUAGAGUUUGUGAACAGAGGACAUGAAAACGGAGAGCAAGUCAGUGAAGUUCUGACAUUUGUGUCCUCUCAACAUCUUGAAGCUGUGACAUUACCUUUCUUUACAUGUGAUUAUAUACCGUUUCAUGAUCUGAAACAGUUCAUUGAUAUUGUCUUUGGUCCAAAGAUUGUUCUCAUUGGAAAACUUUGUACUCUUAUUUAUCACAGACUUAUUUUUAUCAAAUAUUUUAAAGAUGUCCGUCCUAAGUAUCUCCUGUUUUAUCCAUUAACUACAAGAGAAGAACGACGGUACUUGCUCACAAAAACUCUCUUUGAGUUGCUGACUGUUUGGGGAAACAAAAGCUCUGUUGAUCUUCAACCUUAUGAGCAUCACUUAGCAAUUUGUGAGUCAAUUAUAAUAUGCUUUUACUACAUGGACAAUGAUGAGAGGGUCGCUAUAAAAGAAAAGAUUAUGUUGUUACUGGCUGCUGGCAUGCCAGUACAUCUAGAUUCCAAUCAUUCUGAUUUCAGAAGAGCUGGAAUGGUUACAGCUGAGAUAUUAACUCAGUUCCUUGGGAUCAACACAGAGGCUCCACUUAAGUUUGAUUAUGAUGAAACUGACGAUACACGGAAAUUGAAAUCUCUCUUAGAAGGAUACACCGAGCAGGACUUCGUAGUGAAGGAACCCCCUGUGCAACUCAUUGUUGAGUCCGACAACAAAGUCCCAGAUAAAUUCGCUGACCUGGACAGUGAUGAUGACGAUGAAGACUUGAAACCGUUCUCUUCAUCAGACAAAAACUUGGCUUCUGUUAAACCUCCAGUUUACUUGAAAGAGUGUAUUGAGAUCUUGACAGAGACUCGGGAGUCAGACAAGGACAUCGAUAAGAUUGCAGUGACUUUGAGGACAUUACCCAAGCUUUUAGAUGAAGCAAAAGGAAAUGCAGAUGAAUUAGCCUUGGAAAUAACCCAGAUUAUUCUCUCCAUGUCGAGUGAGUUUUACAUGGAAGACUUUAAUGAGUUGCGAAAGAAGAUCCUGAUUAAUUGCACUGUAGCUGCUCCUCGUACGGUUGCAGACUACUUGUCCUAUCAAUUCUAUGAAGACAACUAUACUAUUGGACACAGGCUGGACAUUUUAAAUGUCAUCGUUGAGGCAUCCAGGGUACUGAGCAGGAUUGAGGUCAUUCCUCAAGAGGAUGAAAUUGAGAAGUUGAAGAAACUGAACAUGAAGCCUUGGGAAAUCGAAGUUUUGGAAAGACUGAAAAAGAAAACUAAAAGAUUCAACUCUGCCACUAAAAUUCCCAUCGGAAAGGAAAAUAAAUUCAACUCUGUGUGCGGAAAUUUCUUCUAUGCCCUUAUGAAUCAGUACGACAAAGAACUGAGAACUCUAAGUCUUACAGAAGAGGACACAUUAGUUCUGGGUCGUCUUAUCUACACUCUGGGUGUUGUACUACACUGUGCAAGCAACGCUCCUGCUGCCCCCAACAUGGGUAAAACUCUUCUCGACUUUGUCAGAGUCUUUACUGACAUCUAUGUUCUGGACGAGUAUGUUAAACAGGCUAUCUUGUUUUCAACCAGCAUAGUAGCUCAGAUAUCACCAGUAGCGGUAAUGACAGCUGAAAUAUACCCCCAACUAAUGGAUAUCAGGCUGUGGGCUGAGGAGUUGCUGACUGAGUCUAUCUCUGCUGACACCACUGAGCUAGCAGUGUAUGCUCUGGACAUCAUGGACACUGUUAUUGGCAGGGGACUCUUCCCUUCUGAUAUGAAUAGUUUUUCUAAGGAAUAUGCCCCUUUGAGCUUGAAAGACACUGUGAUAAAUACUAAUCCAAAGAUUUCUGAGAUUAGCAGUAGUGAUUUGUGAGAUUAAAUAUUUUCCUGUUUUGAAAAAUGAUGUUUGUUGACGGUACCUAUAAUAUUAAUUUUAACUUAAUCUCUAUACUUUAUUAUAAUAUGCUAUAUUUGAUUUUAUCCCCACAUAA
Molecule: messenger RNA, 2718 nt
Organism: Bolinopsis microptera
Lineage: Eukaryota; Metazoa; Ctenophora; Tentaculata; Lobata; Bolinopsidae
Product: eukaryotic peptide chain release factor GTP-binding subunit ERF3A-like
Exons: 2
Coding region: 30-2600 (856 amino acids)
Biological process (GO): protein stabilization; translation; telomere maintenance via telomerase
Cellular component (GO): cytosol; translation release factor complex
Molecular function (GO): Hsp90 protein binding; GTP binding; telomeric repeat DNA binding
Source: RefSeq, a predicted model, not a curated record